Messenger RNA from Glossina fuscipes, 1328 nucleotides. RefSeq lists its product as uncharacterized. Bases 964 to 1281 code for a protein of 105 amino acids. NCBI's taxonomy places the organism in Eukaryota, Metazoa, Arthropoda, Insecta, Diptera, Glossinidae. The record is from RefSeq and is a predicted model, not a curated record. The transcript has 2 exons.
GCGUGAAAUGGAUUCUGUGGGGUAUUAAUGCACCGAUACAAAAUUAGUGCCCAGGUGAGGUGGAUUGUAAUUUUUUUAUAUAUUUAUGACACCAAUAUUACCAAUAGUAGCAAAUUUUAGAGAGAAAAAUAAAAAAUCGGACAAUCCAAAGAAAGAAAAAUCAAAAAUCACAUAAAAAGUAAAAAAUCUAAAAACUCAACAAGAAAUGAAAGAAAGUGAAUCAUAAGAAUGCAGUAGGAAAUAUUAGGAAACCUCCUUUUAGUGCGGUUAAACGUAGUACAAAUUUUGUCAGUUUUUGUGCCCAAUUUCUCGAAACUUCUUCUUAUUUUUCAAAGCGGUGGCUGUAGGUAAACGUCUAAAGCGCUGUUUACAAUGAUUGCGUUAAGAAUAUUACGUGGCACAUAACGCAAAGUCAGUCGAAUACAUAGCAGCUCGAAGAAAGAUCAUAUGGCAUACAGAUCAACGUUAAUGAAGUGCAAAAUUAGAAAAAAUUCUUUGAAAAGUAGAAAAAAACAUUUUUUUUAUAAAAAUGUAAACGACCACGUUGAAAUCAUUUUGUUCUUGAAACAUCAAUCACGUGACUGUUUUGUUUUCACGAAAUUACGUCAUUGUUUUGAUUGUAAAAUGCUACACACGUAGAAAUCUGAAAAAUGUGUCAAGAAUUCGUGUUCUUCCGCAACGCAAGUUAGCGUAUUUCUCGGACUAUAAGUUCCACGUCACGCAUAACGCUGUUAUUGUGUAUUGCAUAUAACGCGGAAUAAUCAUUGGCUGCCUGGCGUAUCUAAAUCCACAAAAUGUGUGUUUUCGUGUAGAAGGAGCUUUAGACGUUACGGUGCAAAUACACUGGCGCGUUAGAACCAAAAUAUCUUCGUGAAACUGUCAAACGUUUAACGCAACGUUAGCGAAAGCUAUUAUGCAAAUUUCUUCUUAGAUAUGAAGCCAUAAUAUAUUUUAUUCAUCCGUAUGAAUUCACAAACGCAUACCCCACGUCCUUCAUUUCAGGAACAUGAAAAUAUUUUAUAUGAAUUAUUGGAACAAAAAUCUGCGACCGUAACCGGUGACUUGGACGAUUUUGAAGUAGAUGAAGAGGAGGAAUUAUCUGAUUGGGAAAAUAGUAUUGAGACUAGUGAUUUAGAUAAUACUAAUGAUAGUAAUCUCGAAAAUGAUUUGGAGGUAUUUCUUCUAAACAUCAGAAUUAUAUCUCUUACACUUUUCCUUUCGUUGCAGGAUAUAUCUAUACUUAUACCAGAACACUCGCGCUAUAUAACAAAUUUCAGUUAAAGAUUUUUUUGGUCUUUAUAUCUCAUUAUUUUGUGAAAAUUUAGAUU